This is a messenger RNA of Phytophthora infestans T30-4, 3491 nucleotides long. RefSeq names its product mucin-like protein. The transcript has a single exon. The coding region runs from base 24 to 3491 and encodes 1155 amino acids. NCBI's taxonomy places the organism in Eukaryota, Oomycota, Peronosporomycetes, Peronosporales, Peronosporaceae. The record is from RefSeq and is a predicted model, not a curated record.
AAGACAGAAGGAAUUGGUGAACUAUGGUGUAUUCCGGGGGAGUAUGCUCCUUCGUUCAAGCUGCGGCAAUAUGUGCACUCGCGUUGAAUGCAUUGCCGUCAGUCCAGGCUAAAAAUGUCAUUUCGAAGCAGUGUGUCGCCUCGGACGGUGACAAGAGCUAUGGAGUCUACGCCAUCAAGGAUGAAUCAUGCGCUAAGAACGGCGGGCUCGGGUGCUUCGGCAAAGUUUGCCGCUUCUGCAAGGUGCUGGAUACCCCAAAGUCGUCGCACCUGAAUACAUGUCUCUCGUAUGGCGUAGCAUUCACAAGUACGACGCCAGUGACUGUGACUCAAGGCCCCUGUGAAGUGGCAAGUGGCGACGUGGCAGCCGGAAUCUCGGCGGUGAAGGACUCGGGUUGUCUCAAUGGAGGACUCGGGUGCUUUAACGACCACUGCCGCUACUGCAAGGUGGAGGAGACAUCCCGGUCGGCCGGAUUCAUUGCGUGCUCAAGUAUUGACAGCUCGUACAGCGCCCCGGUUAGUAUUACGAAGGCACCGGCAACGGCUGCUCCUACCGCCGCGCCGACGGCUGCUACCAAUCUUCCGACCAUUCCAGUUCCUACGGCAUUUACCCCAGUCACUGAUACUUUUACGACCGCCCCGACAGUCACCGCUUCUAUCAUGCCAUCUCCUACAACUGAGGCACCGGUUUCGACAACCGAACUCCCAGUCCCCUCGGGAUCACCGACAACAAAUUCACCCGUUGCUUUCACCGACGAGCCGUCACUGACUACCGAUGCUCCGUUUAUCUCGACUGGCGGGUCUACAUCGACAGCAUCCACUACGGAUGCUCCGGUAGUCUCGACCGACGAUCCCUUGCUGACUACGGACGCCCCUGAUAUUCCAACCGAGGUGCCAGUCUCAACUACAGAAGCCCCUAUUGUGACCUCUGAGACUCCAGCACCUAACGUUGCAUGUACUCUUGUGGCUUCAGCAGAGGAUGUUGGAUUCGGAAUUAGCGUCGGCACGGAUCCCUCGUGUAGCGCUGGAGGCGUUGGAUGUAUUGACGAAAUAUGCCGUUUUUGCAAGGUCACCACCUCGAUGCAGUCUGCAGCUUACGCUGAUUGCGCUCUGUUCAAUAAUGGCUCUAGGCCGUCUGAAACUCCAUUGUCAGAUGCUACCGACGCACCGAUAGAGGCCCCAACUGAGACGCCGAGCGCCGAAGUCCCUAACGCAGCGGUGGGCGAUACCGAUGCACCGUCCGAGGUGCCUAUUGAAACGCCUAGUGCUACGACCGAAGUCCCAAUCGCGACGUCGGAUGCUUCCAACUCACCGUCUGAAAUUCCUUUGGAGACGCCUACUGCUACAACCAAGACACCAGUUACCGACCAACCUUCUGAAAUUCCUUCUGAGACCCCUAGCGGUACGACCGAAGCCCCUAAUGCAGCGGUGGACGAUACCAAUGCAUCGCAUGAGGUGCCUAUUGAAACGCCUAGUGCUACGACCGUAGUCCCAAUCGCGACGUCGGAUGCUUCCAACUCACCGUCUGAAAUUCCUUCGGAGACGCCUGCUGCUACAACCGAGACACCAACUACCGACUCGCCUUCUGAAAUCCCUUCUGGGACCCCUAGUGGUACGGCCGAAACUCCUACUGCAGCAACUGAGACACCAGUGGCUACAACCAACACACCCAGUGCAACACCAGUCGCGGAUACGCCCGACGUGACGACUGAAACACCUGUGGCUGAGCCACCUGCAGUCACCGAGACCCCGACUAUCUCGACGGGUUCUCCAAUCGUAUCUCAAGACACGUGUGGUAUCACAGCAGCAGAGGGAGACAUCGUUGUUGGCAUUCACAUCGCAACAGAUACCACGUGCAGCGCUGGAGGCAUCGGAUGUAUUAACGAUUUGUGCCGAUUCUGCAAAGUGCAGAAUACGACUCAGUCCGCAGAAUUUGUUGACUGCUCGUCCCUUGUGGGUUUUUCAUCGGACUCGGCAGCGCCUGUGGACGUCGUAACCACUUUACCUGGUUCUACCACCCCACCUGGUUCCACCACUACAUCACCGGGUUCCACCACUUCCACCUCAUCGGCUACAUGCGACCUUGCUGCCUCGAAUGGUGACGCUGCUGUCGGUAUUCGCAUUAUCACCGACCCGUCCUGCAGCGUUGGUGGUGCCGGAUGCAUCAGUGAUGUGUGUCGUUUCUGCAAAGUCAUAACCUCGCUUCAAUCGGAAGCGUUCAUUGACUGCGCCGCCGUCGGCGGCUACACACCUGAGACGGAGGCUCCAGUCACCACCACCACUGCUGUACCAUCUUCUUUAGCUACCUGUACUCAAGUUGCUUCCGACGGUGACCUUGCUGUUGGUGUCGACAUUACCACUGAUGCCACGUGCAGCAUUGGAGGUUCUGGAUGCAUCGAUGACGUAUGCCGCUUUUGCCAGACUACUGUCACGCCUCAGUCUGCUGAGUUCGUCACUUGCGCAUCCAUCGCCGCCUACAGUCCUCGAACAGAGGCUCCAGUUGAUGUUACCACUUCAACCCCGUCACAUUCGAACACGAAUGCUCCAGUCACUCAGUCUGACUGCAGCCUGGUGGUGUCGGCUGGUGACUCGGCUGUCGGCAUCAGCAUCACGGGUGACGCUACCUGUGCAGUCGGUGGUAUUGGCUGUAUUGACAACGUCUGCCGUUUCUGUAAGGUUGAGACCACCGUGCAGUCUGCUGCUUUCAUUGACUGCACGUCCAUUGCUGCAUUCGCGCUUGUCCCCGACGUGUCGGUCGACACAGCGACACCUCCAACCGGCCCGACCUCCCCGACCACCGAUAACCCUACUACGUCGACUCCAGCAGCCACCUGCAGCCUUGUCGUUUCGGAGAGAGAUGCUGCGGUUGGUAUCGAUAUUAUCGCUGACUGGGCGUGCCAGUUCGGUGGCAUUGGCUGCAUUGACGGAGGCUGCCGUUUCUGCAAAAAGGAGACGACGGAGAAAUCGGUUGCCUUCAUCGAUUGCCCUGCAACCACAGUCGCGGGCACUCCUACUCCUGUGGAUCUUACUCCCGAACCUAUCAGCACUAACGUUAGUGGUUCAGACGCACCUGCCGACACCAAUGAACCUGUAGAUGUUACCAAGGCCCCGGCUACUGCUACCCCGACCGAGACUCCAGGAGAUGAUUUCGUGACAAAGUCUCCUGACAUCACAUCGGACACUUCUGGGGAUUCGUCAUCUAAUACUGGAACCGACAAUAACGUCUCGGAUGCUCCGACUGGAACGCCCUCUGUGACCACGGGAGGUAGUUUGGCUUCAGACGGGAACGAUACGACUGCUCCCACCCGAACCGAAGCUCCUACGACCGAUGUAGAUACUUCAGACUUGUUGACGGAGGCCCCCCAGACUACCACAGAACCUCCUGUUUCAACAAACGAUAUCGACGACAGCGGUGACUGGGAAGGACCUGACGAGGGAUCAGAUUCGGAUUCUACCUACUUUGAUUUGGAGGGGUCCUUGGACGAUAUUUAA